UUUUUCUUUGUUUUUGGGUUAAAGUCUGAAUUUUCUAGUUUUCACUCAGGUUGCACCAAAAAUAAAAUCACUCCACAUUUAAUAAUCUCUCUCUCUCUCUCUCUCUCUCUGGAAAAGGACCCCUCUCUCUCCCCAUCCCAUCACAAUCUCCAUCUUCAUCUCCAUCCUUGUGUCUUCUUGUAUAAAGAUAAUCCCACAAGAGUGAAAACUAUUCCCUUCUCUCUUUUUUUCUCUUCACCAUGACUGAUCCUUAUUCCAAUUUCUUCACGGGCUGGUUCAAGUCCAAUCCCUUUCACCACUACCCUAAUUCCUCAACUAGCCCUUCGCCUCCUCCUCCUCACUCUUCUUUCUUCUUCCCUCACUCCGGCGACCUCCACCGUCCACCGCCAGCACCAACUCCUCCUCCUUCCCCUCCUCUCCGUGAAGCCCUCCCUCUCCUCAGCCUCAGCCCCGCCAACAAACAACAACACCACCAUGACCAUCAAAUUCAAGAACCACCUUCAAUCUCCAUGGAUGUUGACUACGAUCAUCAUCACCAUCAAGAUGAUCAUAACCUCGAUGACCAUGACCAUGACGUCACCGUUGCUCUUCACAUAGGCCUUCCAAGCCCUAGUCCUCAAGAUAUGGCCUCUUUGCUCAUGAUGUCUUCUUCCUCCUCUUCCUCGAGGCCCACUACUCACUAUCUUGAGGACAUGAACGGAAAGAAAGAUCUUGACAACGACUACCAUCAAGGCGGCGUUGGAGGAGGAGAAGAUGACGAUGAAGAUUCAGUCGGUGGAGACGGCGGAUGUAGAAUAAGCAGACUCAACAAGGGUCAAUAUUGGAUCCCUACACCUUCUCAGAUUCUCAUUGGCCCUACUCAGUUCUCUUGUCCUGUUUGCUUCAAAACCUUCAACAGAUACAACAACAUGCAGAUGCAUAUGUGGGGACAUGGAUCACAAUACAGAAAAGGACCCGAAUCUCUAAGAGGGACGCAGCCAACUGGAAUGCUGAGGCUUCCGUGCUACUGCUGCGCACCAGGCUGUCGCAACAACAUUGACCAUCCAAGGGCAAAGCCUCUGAAAGACUUCAGAACACUUCAAACACAUUACAAGAGGAAACAUGGAAUCAAGCCAUUCAUGUGUAGGAAAUGUGGAAAGGUUUUUGCGGUUCGAGGGGACUGGAGAACACAUGAGAAGAAUUGUGGUAAGCUUUGGUAUUGUAUUUGUGGAUCUGAUUUCAAGCACAAGCGAUCUCUGAAAGAUCACAUCAAGGCUUUUGGAAAUGGCCAUGGAGCUUAUGGCAUUGAUGGGUUUGAUGAAGAGGAUGAGCCUGCCUCUGAGGUAGAACAAUUAGACAAUGAUCAUGAGUCAAUAUCCAAAUAGUUAUAAAUUAGUAUAAGUACUUAGUUUUCAGUAUAUAUAUUAAUUCUAAGAAUGCCUAAAACUAUGGACCACGUUUUGAUGGAGGUAGGGCUUAUCUAGUAAGAGCUAUAUGAUCAUCUAAAUGGUCAUAUACCAAAAAAUGAUCAGGAUCACUUGGAAAAUUUCAAAAAUGUAUCUCUGGCUUUCUACUUAAAUUUUAUUACAACGCAAUGUAUAACUCCAAAUAAUGGGGUUCUCCACGGUCUCUACCUUGCUUAUGUAUUAUAUUGGAAUUAAUUCACUUUUCGUUUCCAAGGAAAUAAAUCAUAAACGUUUGACCUA
This is a messenger RNA of Brassica napus (rape), 1685 nucleotides long. RefSeq names its product zinc finger protein WIP2. Gene Ontology annotation, biological process: regulation of gene expression; anatomical structure development. Bases 240 to 1364 code for a protein of 374 amino acids. The record is from RefSeq and is a predicted model, not a curated record. The transcript is spliced from 2 exons. Gene Ontology annotation, cellular component: nucleus. NCBI's taxonomy places the organism in Eukaryota, Viridiplantae, Streptophyta, Magnoliopsida, Brassicales, Brassicaceae. Gene Ontology annotation, molecular function: DNA-binding transcription factor activity.